CGGCGGUGGUGGCGUUCGCGCUGGUGCUCUGCAGCCGUCUUGACAGUUAUCUGACCUUGGACCUUAUAGAGAAGAAGAUACAAGAACUGGUGUACGAUGCCAACCAAUGGCCAACAUUCAAUGAAACCAGGCCCACCAUCGUCCAGGUGGAGAUCUUCGUCAACAGCUUCGGCGCGCCACGAGCGGCGACUAUGGAUUACCACCUGGACAUCUACCUGCGGCAGUCGUGGCACGAUGAACGGCUGCGCUCCGACGCCCACCCCAGUCAGCUGUUGCUGGUCAGCCGACUGAAGGUCAUCGAUAUGCUGUGGACGCCCGACAUCUACUUCCUCAACGUUAAGGAUGCCAAGUACCACGAGGUGACGUCGCCAAACGUUUUGAUGCGCAUCUACGGCGACGGGCGAGUGUUCUUCAGCAUACGAUUGCAGCUUACCCUAUCCUGCCAAAUGGACCUCAGCAAGUACCCGCUUGACACUCAGACCUGCUACAUCCAGCUGGCUACGUUUGCUCACCCCACGUCGGCGCUGGUGUUUAAGUGGAUGCACGGAACCAGGGCCGUAGACAGCACAGACAACAUGAAGAUCGCCCAGUUCAGCCUGGAGGAGCUGACUGCCGAGCCGCCCGGCAUUCUCAACUACACCACCGGUCAGUUCAGCACGCUGUCGGCACGGUUCCGGCUGAACCGGGAGAACGGCUACCAUCUGCUGCAGACGUACAUCCCGACCAUCAUGAUCGUCUCCAUCUCGUGGGUGUCGUUUUGGCUGGAGCAGACGGCGACGCCGGCCAGAGUGACGCUGGGAGUGACCACGCUGCUGACUUUGACGUCACUGGCAGCCGGCGUACGCAGCGAGUUGCCCCCUGUCUCCUACCUCAAGGCGAUCGAUGUGUGGAUCGGCGUGUGCAUGUUUUUCGUGUUCGGCGCUCUCCUGGAGUUCGUGCUGGUGCACCACCUGGCCAAGAAGCGCAAGUUCCCCGGUCGCCAACGCAAGAGCGUCAAGGAGAUGUUCUUCUCCAGCGACGACCCAGAGCCAGGGCAGUCCGGCGCCAAGAAGCAGACCCACGUGGCGCAAGCCAAAGUCGUGGACAGGGUGUGCCGCGUGCUCAUGCCAUUCGCGUUCAUCACCUUCAAUGUUAUCUAUUGGACCUACUACGGCCUCGGCUAGGAUGCGGUAUGGCAGGUGGUGGCCGCCGGUGGCGAUGGCGGCGACAUGCGCGCUUCGAUGACGGGUAGCUGACGUGGAGGGUGCAGGCGUGGAUGGCGUUGGACCGGGAGGACGGCUGACGAGGUGUUUCGCUGUGCGGUGAUAAUGGACGAGGCCCCGGUGGCCGUUGUCAGCAGCGGCGUAGCACGGCCUCGGGAACCAGUUGGCAGCUGCUCAUAUUCACCCGAGCACCUGACAGCAUUCAGAAACUGGAAGCAAGGCACUCAAAGUUCGUUUGGAAGCAGGCAUCGGUGUGACAUGAGGGACUUCUAGCAGCCAACAACGGCGGAUUUUCGGAAGAGAUGGGAGGGCAAGCCCAAUUGUGACAUAACGUCUUUCCAUGUAUCUCCGCAUGGUUGGUGUUAACCCUCUAGAGAUGCGGCUCUCCCUCGUCGUUUCCCCUCCAAUGAUACCGUUCCUGAUCACUUCGAACGAUUAUAUAAUGUUUUUCCACACUGACUUUCGCCCUUUGAAAUCGCACAUUAGCAGCUCUCCUGGAUACCUCUCCGAAUUAGCCUGCUUAUGCUUGUUAUGCCUGCAUGAUAUGAGGUGGCGAGUAGGUGCUGGGUCUUAUUUGCCCGACCUAUUAAGGCCCUUGGAGCAUGAAUUAAGGCAUAUUUCGCAUUCGUAUCUCCACCGGCUGUACAUCAGAAACGCAAAUGUUCCGGGCUGCGAGUUUGCUGAAUCGACUCAGGAACAAUUGUGCGGCGCUUGACACCCGCUGUCAGAUGCUAGCUACUGCUUCAGACCUCACCUUCCUUCCCCUUACCGGCUGUAGACCUGGCUACAUCCUGCUGGCUAUUGCUCUAUUAUCGCGCUGGUAUCUAAAGGCCAUCAGUGCUACCAGUGGACUUACACUCGAUAUUUUGCAUGCUGCCAUAGCCUAGUCUGCUUAGAAGGGUGUUGGAAAUGUUUGCCUUGCCACCAACAUGGAAACCACCUUUUCUGCGAAACGUACGGUAUUUAAAGCCUGUGAUGUUUCAAACCAUUUGCGGUCGGAUCAACCAUCUGUUUGUCCCAUUAUUGUCAUCAAGUGUCCUUUUCGCAAUGUGUAAAAUGUUUGCGAGACUAAGAUGGUCCAAUCUGUUCGAAUGCGUUGGUAUAAAUAACUUUUGCACGAAGUGUCCCCAUAAACAUCCCACGCUCCGUGUUCGCCGCUUGAAAUUAUAUCUUAUGAUUCAACAUAUAAUAUAAAUUUAAAACUCGCCUGAACAGGACACACGCGCCGAAAUAUAGUGAACUUUGCGGCUUAUUUAUUGUAUUUCAUUCAUGUCUGGGAAUGCAGUGGAGAGUGUGCGGUAUCGCAUUUGCGGCGAUCAAGAAAUUAGACACCUGACUCGGUGAGUUAGAAGGAACAGCCAGCUUCUCGCAGCUCGACAUCGUGCGAGGGACAAACUAUGUGACACGAGGCCGGCUUGUCAUUUACAUCGUUUCACCUGUAGAAGUAUUAUCAUGACACACUACUGUUUCAAUUCAUCAUGCCCCAUAAACACACCAGCUAAUGACCCUACACAUUUCCAUCAUGUCCGUUAUGUGGGCCCAAGUGCUAUUCCGUGCUAACGUGUUGUCGAGUGAUGUAUUCCAACAUACCCGCUGUGCCAGCCCUUUAGCACGUUCAUGCCAAAUAUAUGCUCAAUUGGACGCCUGUGUGGAUAGCAAGUUUAACAAAAUCAAUUAAUAAAAUACUAUGUUAGAGGAGUUCCCCAUAACUUAACAAGCUUGUUCAGGAGUUGACAUCCAGAACUUUGCCGACUGCUGUUGCUCAUUCUCAGUUAGGCUAAAAGGC
Pollicipes pollicipes is the source of this 2988-nucleotide messenger RNA. Its product is annotated as glycine receptor subunit alpha-2. Bases 192 to 1163 code for a protein of 323 amino acids. The record is from RefSeq and is a predicted model, not a curated record. Gene Ontology annotation, molecular function: transmembrane signaling receptor activity; extracellular ligand-gated monoatomic ion channel activity. The transcript has 10 exons. NCBI's taxonomy places the organism in Eukaryota, Metazoa, Arthropoda, Thecostraca, Pollicipedomorpha, Pollicipedidae. Gene Ontology annotation, cellular component: membrane. Gene Ontology annotation, biological process: monoatomic ion transmembrane transport.